UCCCGCGCCGACCGCGUUCCGCCGGCUUUCACCGGCUCCGGGGCAGGCGGGUGGGAGCUCGCCGGGGCGGGGCGGCCGCCGGGCCCGGGCCUCACCUGGCGGCGGCAUGGCCGCGCGGGGCCGGGGCGGCGCCGGGGGCAGAGUCCAGCGCGGCGAACCGGCAGCGGCAGGAGCCCGUUCCAGGCGCGAAAGAUGCCGCUGGGGCUGAGAAGCAAGAAGAAGGACAAGUCCAAGGAGACCUUCAAGCUGGUGGAGAGCGAAGCGGCGGCCCCGGCCCCCGCGGCGGCCCCCGCAGCGAGCGCGUCGCGGCUGCAGUUCCACACGCAGCUGGCGCACGGCAGCCCCACGGGCCGCGUGGAGGGCUUCGGCAGCUCCCGCGAGCUCUACGCGAAGAUCGCCGAGGCUUUCCGCAUCGACCCCGCCGAGAUCAUGUUUUGCACUUUGAACACUCAUAAAGCUGAUAUGGACAAGCUCUUAGGUGCACAAAUUGGCCUUGAAGAUUUCAUAUUUGCCCACAUAAAAGGACAACGAAAAGAAGUGGAAGUUCUUAAAACUGAUGAUGUGCUUGGGCUUACCAUUACAGACAAUGGAACUGGCUGUGCGUUUAUAAAGCGAAUCAAAGAAGGUAGCCUUAUGGACCAAACCAAAAUGAUCUGCGUGGGUGAUCACAUAGAGACUAUAAAUGGAAAAAAUGUGUCAAAUUGUCGGCAUUAUGAAGUUGCCAAAAUGCUAAAAGAUCUGGAGAAAGGUCAGAUGUUUAAGCUGGAGUUGAUAGAGCCUAUGAAAGCAUUUGAAAAGCUGGAACCAAGGUCCAAAGGUGGAACUCUGCCAGAGGCUAAAAUCUCCAGAGGGAGAGAAACACUUCGGCUGAGAACCAAAGGCCCUGCUACGGUGGAGGAAAUGCCAUCUGAAGUUGAAGAAAAAGCAAUUAAAAAAGUGGAUGAGCUUCUUGAAACAUACAUGGGGAUAAGAGAUAUUGAAUUAGCUGCAACAAUGGUGGAAGCUGGAAGAGACAAGAAAAACCCAGACGAAUUUGCAGUGGCAUUGGAUGAAACUCUUGGAGACUUUGCAUUUCCAGAUGAGUUUGUCUUUGAUGUAUGGGGAGCAAUAGGUGAUGCUAAGCAAGGACGACUGGAAUAAGAACUGCACAGUUUAUCAAUCCCUAUUUGAAAAUACAAAAUUAUUUUCAAAUACAUGUAUCAGAAUUUCAAUACUCUCAUUGAUAUGAAUUCAGGGUGCUCUGCAUAAGUAUUCUUAUCUGAAACUUUCUUUUCCAAAGAAAGGUUUUGAAUAGAAGUAUGAAGAUAAAUCCAAAGUUCUGACAACUGUACAUUUAAACCAAACAUUUAAUUUACAUGUAGAAAUCACUGUGAGUAGUGUCUCAAGGAGAUAUAUUUAUACAGACGUUUUAUGAAAAUUAGGUAUUUUUUAUUGUACAUAUACUUUGCUAUCAAUAUUCUAAAGAGUGUUAGACAAAUGUAACAAAGAGUUUGGAUUAUUUGAUCUCUCUUUAGAAAGGUUUAUAAACUUGUUGAAAAACCACGUAGCUACACACUGCAGUUCCCUGGUCUUCUGUUGUCCUUGUGUAGUCACAUACACAAAUUGCUGUGGAAAACCUGAAGCCUUUGGUUUUCUUGCCGUUUCGCCUGGAUGUAGCCUUUUCUGUAGGCAAAGCUGGGAAGAAGCUGCCCUGUUCCUGAAGAACCUGAGUUCAGGGGGACAAAAAAUUAUAUUCCUCCAAAACAUGAGAACUAAGAACUUUGAAUGAAAAAGGCUUGCUUUCAUUUGAGUCAUAAUACACGCUGGCUGGGUAUUACUGAGAUGAGUAAGUAUAGUAGAAAUGCUUUAUUUAGAUGCCAUAUUAUUGCAAUAGCAACUGCCUAGGAAGAAACAAAUGCUAAUUUUGAUUACUAUUCAUAUAUUUGAAUAAUGUCUGCGAUCUGGCACUGGAUACUGUAGUGUAUGACUAAGUGCUUAAUUGAUCUUUGCAUGUGCUAAAUGAUUUGCUGAGAUCCUAUGGAAUUCCCCUUUUGUCUUGUUUGGUGUUUUUCGACAUGGGAGAGACAUUGAGGGUGUUCAAAUCUGGAAGAUAUUAUUGUGAAGUCACAAACAAUUGCAGUUUGGAUGAAAAUGCAUGCCUAAACUCUGAAAAAUACAUUAAACUAAUUUUAGAUGUUAGGUUUCCCAAUUAUAUUGUACAUAAACAUUUAUUUUAACUGCUAAUAUUUUACUAAUAAAUCUCAGAUUAUUAAAAAUAAACUGUCUCGUUUAACACAUCUGCCAUGCCUGCAUUUGUCCUCCUGUUCUCACUGUGUUUAAUGAAGAGCAAUGCAAUGAAUUGUGUUUUACUCAGAACAAGAUUCUUUUUCAGUUUUUGCUGUGCUUGGUUUUAAUCAAGACAGAUAUUUGCUUAUUUGUUUAGAAAAAGCUACUUUCAAGUAAUUAUUAUAGCCAAAUAACAUGUCAUGAGUGUCCUUGAACAUGAAAUUGAACAAUAAUGUGGGGCCUGACCUGGGAAGGUGUCAUAGCUUUUUAGUAUUUAUAUAUUUGCGUAAGCAUAUAAAAUGAUAGGUAUUACAAAAGCUUUUUUCUAAAUCACUGCCUAGUUACUUUUCUUCUGAGGAAAAUAUCUUUCACUGUCUUGCAGAGAUCUCUUUAAAGUAAAGACUAUGCCAAUAAUUUUACCUGUUCUAUGUCAAUUUGUUUGUUUGUUUGUUUUUGCCUAAACCCAUGGCACUUUGAAGUGUCAUUGAGAGAACAGGCCCUCGUUCUGUUUAUUGUGUUAUUUAGGAAGGCUCCUAAACUCUGCUUCAGUCUUCUGCACGUGUUACAAUAAGUGAAUUUUUUUUCUAGUUAUGAAAUAUUGCAUGAAAUCUUAUAAAUACUGUUCAAUGGGGGAUAAUCUCCAAUUUUAUAAAUAACAUUGUGAAUAUUUUUCUUUUGUAUCUCUGAUAUAAGGAAAAGCUUUCACAUAAUAUAGAUAUUGAUUUUUAUGGAAUGAGUAGUACAGAGCAGUAUGGAGGUCAUAUAUUUAAGAAGUUCAAAGGUGUCAACAUUUCUCUUCAUGGUACUAGUGCCUCAUAUCACCAGUGUGGGAUAGAACGUAUAUGUAUCUUCAAACAGAUGUGGUUAUUAUCAAUUUCUGUAUGUAGAAAUACAUAUAGAUACAAAAUUUUAGGCUAUUCCCAAGUUAUGCAAAGUAAAAAUAUUCAAUUUUCUAAGAAAAUUUGAGUUUUAGUAAAACUUGAAAGUAAAAUUAAAGAAACUUUGUAAGAAGGUGGUUAAGUUUUAUACAUCCUAUUGCUCAGCUGUGCCCUGAGGAUAUAUUAUUCUGAGGAAGGAGCGUAAUUUUAGGACAGAUAGCACAAGGUGGAUAGCUGUGUUUAAUAAUUGCAAGUCUGAGCCCACAGUCUUCUGUUGCAGCUGAGCACACUCUGUCUUACACAGGGCUGCUUUAACUGCUGUACUCUUGGUAAUGAAGAGUUAAAGUGUUGUGGGCCAUGCCAUUUAUUCUUUAAACUUCUUUUAGGUGAAAAGGAAAAAUGAAAUGUCAAGAAUUCCCUGUUGGUUCUAAAUUGUUUUACAUAAAACUCAAAUGUCAAAUUUUGUGGAAAUGUUUAUGUAUACUAAUGUUAGUAACCAACAUGCCAAUGAUUAUAUAAAAUCAAUUAAAGUUAAGAAUUCCUUCUUAAACAGCAAAGAAAAUGUACUAUGGAAGAGUCGUAUUAUAAAAUAAUACAUGAAAUGUUACCUGUAGCAGAUAACCCCUCAUGUGUUUUGGCUGUUCAUUUUAUUUUGAGAAAUUAAUGUUGUUCAAUCAAUUUAUCCUCGGAGGAUAAUUUGUCUCACUGCACUGAUAAAAUAGCGAGAUAAAAAUAACCGCUGCAGCUCUGAUUCUGCACAGAGCUGUCUCUUGUCAUAGUGGCCUAUCUUUGUGGAGUUUAUUUCAGGACUAAGAUUUAACUAAUGAUUGCAAUUUUACUAGCAUUUACUGCAAUAAAGUAUGUCAAUAUAUCUUAAAAA
Messenger RNA from Grus americana (Whooping crane), 4023 nucleotides. It is a transcript of the gene GIPC2, whose product is annotated as GIPC PDZ domain containing family member 2. The transcript is spliced from 6 exons. Bases 193 to 1140 code for a protein of 315 amino acids. The record is from RefSeq and is a predicted model, not a curated record. Gene Ontology annotation, molecular function: protein binding. NCBI's taxonomy places the organism in Eukaryota, Metazoa, Chordata, Aves, Gruiformes, Gruidae.